Molecule: messenger RNA, 1629 nt
Organism: Capronia epimyces CBS 606.96
Lineage: Eukaryota; Fungi; Ascomycota; Eurotiomycetes; Chaetothyriales; Herpotrichiellaceae
Exons: 1
Coding region: 1-1629 (542 amino acids)
Biological process (GO): regulation of transcription by RNA polymerase II
Molecular function (GO): DNA-binding transcription factor activity, RNA polymerase II-specific; protein dimerization activity; RNA polymerase II cis-regulatory region sequence-specific DNA binding
Source: RefSeq, a predicted model, not a curated record
AUGAGCAACAAUUCAGGCACGAUGCCAUACAUCAAGAGUGAACCCGAUGAGUACGGCAACACUCCCAGCCGGUUCAUGUCUGCCUCAACCUUUGGCAACCCUCAAAACUACGGGAGCCAAUUCAACCACACCCAAGAAAGCGGAAGCAUCAACCCCUCCGAUCUCUCCAUGCAGGCCGCCUCUCUAGGAGGGAUGCAGUACAACAAUUUCGCCGGAGGAAACAUGUCGUCCAGCUUCAGCAUGGGUAACUCGGGCUACGACGACAGUGAAUUGCUGGAGAGUCUUGACUUUGGAAACAACGGCCAAGGCAUGCUUGAUGACUUCUCCACCAUGACACAACAGAACAACAGCAGUAACAGAGGCACAGGUGCCAUCCCGAUGAAUCACGCGAACCAGUUGUCCAACAUGUAUUCCAGCACUCCCGAUGGAGCCCCUAUCCAAAGUCCUUUCUUGGGCACGUUCGAUUAUAGCCAGUUCCGCCCCAUGGGCUCGCUGCCUCAGCAUAUGUCGCCUUUACAAGGGUCCCAGUUUGCAAAGCGUCCAAGCAUCCAGUCGGCGAACCGGAAGUCAUCCGAUCCGCGGACUCCUUUGACUCCACGCACUGCAGCUAUGGCAGGACUUCACAUUGGAACUCCAGAAUCGGGAAUCCUUGCAAACGGUCGACCGAUUAGGGCACCCAAUGUGCAGAGCAGACAUUCCAAGACGUUAUCUGGCCAGUAUGACAGCACUCCGGGAAGCCUGCACUCAUAUCUGGACUCUCCAUUGUCGUCGCCUGGUACUGGGCCUCACCAUGCCGGUAUCUCGGAAACCCUCGGUACCGCUCAGCAUGCCUCCUUGCCGGCCAAGGUUGAAAAUGGGCUCAGUAAUGCGGAGACGGUAGAGGCCAAGAAGCGAAGAAGACGAGCUUCGCAUAAUGCCGUCGAACGCCGAAGACGGGACAAUAUCAACGAACGAAUCCAGGACCUGUCACACCUGGUGCCGCAACAUCGCCUGGAAGACGAUAAGGUCAAGAAGCAACUUCAAAACAACGGGCCGCUGUCGCCGUCUAUGGGUGCCACCAGUAUGAGUCCCCCCAACGCAGCGACCUCAUUGCUUGCGGGCGCUGCCGGUCGGCGUGCAGCCAGCACGGCGGGCAAUAUAACAAUUGGACUGCCUAUAGAGGAAAAAGAGAAAGGACCUAACAAGGGCGACAUUCUCAACGGUGCCGUGAGCUGGACGCGUGAUCUCAUGUGGGCCCUGUAUCAGAAAUACCAACAAGAAGACGAAUUAGCUCAAUACAUUACUUCCAUGGGCGGGCAGUGGCCGUUUCAGCUCACGGACGAUGAGAAACGCAUGCGGUCAGAAUUGAUGGAUGCCAUGGAAAAGAAUGAUUCCAGCACAUUUGCAUAUUCCAGACCGGAUGGAAGUGGGCUUCGGGUUCCUCGUCAUACCAACGUCGCCGGCGAACGAUUGCAGAGCAAUUCAAGUCUCAGUCCACAGAGCAAUUUUGAGCUCAGCCCCGGCUUUCACAGUGGAGGUAGCGGCACUAACAGUGGCAGCAACGGGCCCGGCCAGCCUCAAUUCUGGCACAGUGCCGGUCACUCGGGGAUCAGCUUCAAGGAAGAAGACGAGUUCAUGGAGAUGACUUAA